AUGGAACCUGAUCAAGAUAUUUCAGAAAUAGUAAAAGAACAGAUGACAAAAAUCAAAGAACUAUUCUUACCGUAUAACAUUCCUGUUAGAUAUAGUGGUGUGAUUCCAGACAAUGAUUCAAAGACAAAUUCAAACGAAUAUGAAUGGGGUCCUGACCCAUUAUCCGAUGCAUCAAGUGAAGAGAAUAAUGAGGAAAAAACUACUAUUACAAGGGCGGGCGCAGGGGGCGGUGGCGCGGGGGCGGCGCGGCUGGCGGUGGGCGGCGCGCUGGCUGGGCGCGGGCGGGUUGGCGGCGGCGCGCGGGCUGCUGGCGGCGCGCGGGCUGCGGGUGCUGCACCGGCGGCGCGGCGGAGGCCGGGCGGGGGGCCGCCUGGAAGCGCACCGGCUGGGCUGCGCGUUUUUAGAUAA
Cryptomeria japonica (Japanese cedar) is the source of this 408-nucleotide messenger RNA. RefSeq lists its product as uncharacterized. The record is from RefSeq and is a predicted model, not a curated record. Lineage: Eukaryota; Viridiplantae; Streptophyta; Pinopsida; Cupressales; Cupressaceae. The transcript is spliced from 2 exons. The coding region runs from base 1 to 408 and encodes 135 amino acids.